AUGCCAAAAUUUAACUUUUUUCCCCAUGUCAAUUUUCUGGCAUACAUAAAAAAAAUUAGUAUAAGGUAUAAUCCGUGUGGAACAUAUAAUGAUAAUUGUAGAAAAUUGAUUCAUCUUAUUGAAAAUAAACAAAAAAAAGACAAAUUCCUUAAUCUGGAUUACAAAUUAGAGUUAAUUGAUUAUAAUGAUGAACCAUUAAUUGAAAUUGAAAUGCAAAAUUCCAAAAUUUUCAAGUUUAAUCCAGAGAAUUAUGAUUUGAUGGAAAUACAACGAGUAAUUGACAACGAACAACAGCAACUACAUCAUAGUUUCAUGAAGAAUAAUUUAUUAGAAAACAAUGAAGACUCCUUUAGGCUUUAA
Molecule: messenger RNA, 360 nt
Organism: Plasmodium reichenowi
Lineage: Eukaryota; Apicomplexa; Aconoidasida; Haemosporida; Plasmodiidae
Exons: 4
Coding region: 1-360 (119 amino acids)
Source: RefSeq, a predicted model, not a curated record